This is a messenger RNA of Fusarium poae, 1089 nucleotides long. RefSeq lists its product as uncharacterized. The transcript has a single exon. The record is from RefSeq and is a predicted model, not a curated record. Lineage: Eukaryota; Fungi; Ascomycota; Sordariomycetes; Hypocreales; Nectriaceae. The coding region runs from base 1 to 1089 and encodes 362 amino acids. Gene Ontology annotation, molecular function: protein binding.
AUGGAGCCCACAUCAUACUCGCUACAAGAUGUCGAAGAAAUCAUUCGCGUCUGUACGUAUCACAGAUAUGAAUUUGAUGAUCUUCUCGUUCGGACGCCAGACUCGAAGCUUCAGGCGCCAUUUCUGCAACGUACAUUCAACACACCGCUGUCCUCUAAUCUUGGGGAUCUAGAUUGCCUUCCCAAAGAGGUCAUGGUCAUGAUACUUGUGUAUUUGGACAUUGCUUCAUAUCUUCGGUUCCGCGCUGUCAAUAACCGAGCACGAGAUCUGGCAACGGACAAUCGUGAAUACAACCAAGUCGUGACACACGGAUUAGCGGGGUUCAAAACGCUGCUCAGAGUACAGGCGGCACAGCUCUUCACCAUACGUACCUACUAUCAAGCCCUUAUCAACCCUGAAUGCUCCAUGUGCGCAUCUUUUGGGACCUUCAUGUCUCUUGCCACCUGUGAGCGCUUCUGCUUCACAUGCUUGGAGAUCUCGGUGGAUCUUCGUGUCUUGGCCAUACCAGCCCCGAAAAGCUAUUGCAGGGCAGUCAAUCUAUCAAGACGGGACAUCGAGCGAGUGCUCGAGCCCAAACUACGAGUCGUAUAUGGGAAAUACUCGUUAGUGUCAUGGCCUAAAGUCAGGAAGCCAAGGUAUCUGGUCCACGUCAACGAUGUGUUCCGAAAAUUACCUUUGCUCGGUCCCGACAAAUCCAUUCACUAUUGGAACAUGGGCUGCUUACCAGAACACCAAUCUCACAUGGAUGUCUAUCACCAUCACUGUUAUCGAUACAUGGCCAGUACAGCGUUUCCGUGGUUUGACCCCAGGCGAAACAAACUCGAGAGUGGACUGAGCUGCAAAGGAUGUAACUUUCGUGUUGAACGGUAUGUUGCUGCAAAUCCUCACAGUGGGAGUCCGCCCUGGGGGUUUAAUGACAGGGAUCGAAUUUACGCAGAGAAAGGAUUUCUGCAACACUUCAAGUUAUGUGAGCAUGCAAAGGAGGUAUGGGAAUCAGCCCGAGAGCGUCAGGUCAUCCCGGAGUCCAGAUUCACGCUGGAAGGUGGUACUGUCGUCAACCAACGGUCGCGGCGCACACAGAACUGGUAG